AUGUUGCUUAGCGACGGCUUCAUGCGCCUGCCGCCCACGACGGCCGUUUUGCUCCUCAGCAGUAUCUUCGCCCUCACCGAGGCCGGCGCCCUUCCCCCUCAGACACAAGCACAGAUUGCUCUCCGGACGUUGGAUGUUCGCAGCUGGCCGCUGGCUACCCCGGCGCCAUGGCUCGGCAUGAUGAGGAGGCAGGACGACAGCACCAACACCGUUUGCGGCUACAUCAGUGGCGACCCUAACCUCCCGGCAACAUGCUCCGCCGGAUCUCAUUGCGCCAUGGAUGCCUCCGCCUCCGCCGUCGGAUGCUGCCCGAACGGCGUCGCCUGCUCGACCGGCAUUUACACCAGCUGCGUGGACGGCAACAGCCCGACACAAACAGCAUCUGACCCUUACAUCUUUACAUGCCAGGGAUCUAACGUGUGCUACCGUAACACCUAUGAUGGAGGCGCCUACCAGUAUGGAUGCGGUACGUCCAGCCAGGGCGCAACCGUAUUGGCCACUGCUUCGGGUCUCAGCACGACUGUCGCAAUCACCCGGGUCUCGGUCAUCACGAGAGAGGAGACUUCUUCGUCGUCGUUAUCCACCAGCUCUUCCAGCUCGAGCACUUCGUCCUCGACAACCUCUACUACAGCCUCGAGCUCGUCGAGUACCAGCUCCAGCUCCAGCUCCUCGACAACCUCCACCUCGGCAUCUUCUACGACGCAGUCAGCAUCGGCUACCGAAGCUCAGAGCUCACCCUCCGGCGCCGCCGGCCCGCCGCCAGGCGCGGCCGAGGCAGCAAACAGACGCCACAGCGCUACUAUCGGCGGAGCCAUCGGUGGCGCUGCCGUCCUUGUAGCUAUCAUCUCGGUGGCUCUGUGGAUGUGCAAGCGCAAUCGCCGCCGUAACCGACGCCUCGGACCCGGUGCCGGCAAGGGCCCGUCAUUUGUCCCGGAGCCCAACUCGAAGGAAUUUUCUGCCGUUCCCGGCGGUGAGAUGAUGUUUGACCAGGCAGGCUACGGCCACCCGGCUAUGAUGCCCGGCGCCCACGGAACGACGACCUCCAUCUCAGGAGGCAAAGCCGCCGGCACGCCGCCGCACGCCGGACCCGGGGGCUACAACCCGGCCCACGGCGCGUCCCACUCCACCGGUGAAGGUGUUCCGCUGACGCAAUCGACCGAGAACGAAGACUUCACGCGCGGCUACAACGACGCCCCCUUGCCCGUGCGCGAGGAAUACCGCCCGACGAGCUCGGGGAGCAGCACGGCCGCCGGGAAUCCCUACAGCAGCGGCUCCGGGACAGACUCGGCGCAGCAGCAGGCCGAGGGAGCUGACGGCAAGCCGCUGUGGCAGCAGAACCGUAGACAGAGCCGUAACAUGGUGUGGAGGUGA
This is a messenger RNA of Colletotrichum graminicola M1.001, 1371 nucleotides long. RefSeq lists its product as uncharacterized. Bases 1 to 1371 code for a protein of 456 amino acids. Lineage: Eukaryota; Fungi; Ascomycota; Sordariomycetes; Glomerellales; Glomerellaceae. The transcript is spliced from 2 exons. The record is from RefSeq and is a predicted model, not a curated record.